Molecule: messenger RNA, 1258 nt
Organism: Magnolia sinica
Lineage: Eukaryota; Viridiplantae; Streptophyta; Magnoliopsida; Magnoliales; Magnoliaceae
Product: transcriptional regulator SUPERMAN-like
Exons: 1
Coding region: 210-938 (242 amino acids)
Source: RefSeq, a predicted model, not a curated record
UUAAAGCCCGACCCUCCUUUCCAUCAACUAAAUUCCAAUUGCUCACUUCAAAACAUGGGGUGAUAAACUCGGUGCUAGGGUUUCUUUGUCUCUUUUUGCACCAAACCACUUCCAUUUCAGUAUUUAUAACCUCCUCACCAUUCCAACAUUCAUCAUCUCUCUCUCUACCACAUCCCUUCCUAAAUGCUACUACAUUUACUAUCACUACCAUGGCUGGAGAUCUAAGUCUGCUUUCCUUGACCCAACUCCACGAACUGGCUCAACAACACCCCAACCCUGGUUUGACCCCCGGUUCCUGGAUGUGGAAUGCCCGACGGCCCACCCCAGACGACAAUGACUCAUGGGAGGUGAGAGCCUUCGCUGAGGACACCGGGAAUAUCAUGGGUACCACAUGGCCUCCUCAGUCCUACACCUGCACCUUCUGCAGGCGGGAGUUCCGUUCCGCUCAGGCGCUCGGAGGACACAUGAACGUGCAUCGCCGCGACCGUGCCAGGCUCCGCCAGUCACCGCCAGUGCCUGACCCAUCUUCAUCAUCAUCUUCCUCCUCUCCUUUCAUCUUCCCUACUCAGGAAUUCGUUGCAAGCGGUGGUCUAUGCCUUUUCUACCCCUUCCCAACCCCUGGAGCUGUCUUUACACCGACACCCGCCAAUGGCUGCUUGGAAUCACCUUCAACUCAACUAUCCAUUGCUCCCUGUGCUCCUUCCAUGACAAACAAUGCAACUUCAUCUAGCUCACCUUCCUUCAGUUACCCAAGCAAGGUAGAAUCCAAAGUGCCCAUUAACAAUAACAGCAACGACAGCACCAUCACCAACAACAACAGUGACAACAACAGCAAGAGCAAGAACUACAGCAACAACAACACCCACAACGAUCCAGUUCCAGUCAUUGAAGAGCUGGAUCUAGAGCUUCGACUAGGGCAAAGGCCGCCACGUCACUAAAAGAGAAGUCAUAUUGUAUUAUCUAUAUUCAUAUAUUAAUUUUGAUGCUUAUUGUUUGAAGAUGUGAUUUGUUUUUAUAGCUAAUGUCAGCUGAUAUCUUCUGUCGUAGAUUUAUUAUUAUUUUUUUUUCCUGCCUUACCUACGAGUUGGAUUGAAGGUAUGAUAUCAGGAAAAUGGUGGGUAUGAGAGGGGAAGAGUAGCUGCAAUUUGUGAAUGGGCAUUAGAAAAUAACAUGAUAAUUAACCAUGAUUAGGAAAUGAUAUUAGAGUUGGGUAAUGAAUCAGUACAUCUUGCAGUGCAGUGUCAUUUUCUAUUACACA